Messenger RNA from Colletotrichum spaethianum, 222 nucleotides. RefSeq lists its product as uncharacterized. The record is from RefSeq and is a predicted model, not a curated record. Bases 1 to 222 code for a protein of 73 amino acids. NCBI's taxonomy places the organism in Eukaryota, Fungi, Ascomycota, Sordariomycetes, Glomerellales, Glomerellaceae. The transcript has a single exon.
AUGUUAUUCCUAUGUGCAACAACGGGCCACCUCAAAUCAACCUUCAACAGUCAAGACGAAACGAGUAAGAAAAGGAAAACAAAGACCAAAUCAAAGGAAGACAGUCUCGAGGCGGCCCCGUCGGCGGCCGUCGCCCCCGUUAUGAACUGCCUCGCCCGUGACUACCGAAUGAGGGGCCCCACGGCCCUCGACCGGCUCGAGGACUUUACUGGUACCCAGUAA